AUGGCAGAUGACAUGGUAUGUCUCAGCUGUAUUGCUCCCAGUUCAGGAGAAAGAGUUUGCCUAUCUGCAGAGGGUUUUGGAAACAGAAUGUGCUCUCUAGAAAGUGUUGCAAACAGAGAUGUACCACCAGACUUGUCAGUGUCAGUUUUUGUUUUAGAGCAGGCGUUAUCAGUUAGAGCAUUGCAGGAAAUGGUUGGAGCAUCAAACCAACAGUCAACGGCAGCCCAAUCUGGACAUAGGACUUUACUUUAUGGACAUGCUGUUUUGCUCAGACACUACCAUGGCAACAUGUAUUUGUCCUGCCUGUCAACAAGUUCUUCAAAUGAUAAAUUAGCCUUUGAUGUUGGGCUCCAAGAAACUGCUUCAGGUGAAUCUUGCUGGUGGACAAUACAUCCUGCUUCCAAACAAAGAUCAGAAGGUGAAAAAGUUCGAGUGGGAGAUGACCUUAUCCUUGUCAGUGUGUCUUCAGAAAGAUAUUUGCACAUUGGCAGUGGGAGUAGUGUGAUAGCAUCAUUUCAACAAACCUUGUGGACAGUUGUUCCCAUGUGUUCUGGAACUGUCAGACAGAAAACUUUGGGCUAUGUGUUUGGAGGAGAUGUCUUGAGAUUGUUCCAUGGCCAUAUGGAUGAGUGUCUUGCUAUUCCUGAAGCUGGCAGUGAAAAUGAAUUCAACUGUGUGAUGUAUGAAACCGGUGCAGUAUGUAGUCAUGCUCGUUCACUCUGGCGGCUGGAACACAUCAGAACAAAGUGGGCUGGAGCCUUCAUGGGCUGGGGUCAACAGUGUCGAAUUCGCCAUGUUACAUCAGGCAGAUAUUUAUCAGCCAUGCCAGAUAACUCUGUGAUGACCGUCCAUAGGCAAAAGGCUGAUGAAGCUAGUACAGCAUUCACACUUUUAAUGUCCAAGGAUGAAAAGAAACAAUCAGAUGCCAGAGAAGAUGAAGGUAUGGGCCUUGCAGACAUCAAGUACGGUGACUCAAUGGUUUACAUGCAACAUGCCUCCACUGGUCUCUGGCUAUCUUACCAAACUUUUGAGACGAAGAAACGAGGAGUGGGGAGAGUGGAAGAAAAAAAGGCUAUCAUGCUGGUUGAAGGUCAUAUGGAUGAUGGCUUCACUUUCUCAAGGGCCCAGGAGGAGGAAUCUCGUUCUGCACGAGUCAUUCGCAAAUGCCAGAGUUUGUUUAACAGGUUUACAAAGGCCCUUGAGUCUCUGAAGACAGAAGGUCGUACAAGUCCUUCCUGGUCGAGGCUUAGCUUAUCUGAGGUCAUUAAGUGCUUGGAAGACCUUAUUGAUUACUUUGCUCAGCCAGGAGAUGACGAAGAACAUGAGGAGAAACAAAACAAAUUAAAAGCUUUGAGGAACAGACAGGAUCUAUUCCAAGAAGAGGGCAUGAUAGCUUUGAUUUUAGAAACAAUAGAUAAGUUUAGUUCCUACAAAAGCCGUAGACAGUUUGCCCAUUAUGCUGGAGAAGAAGCAGCUGGAAAAUGGGAUGACAUUUCUAGCUACCUGUACUUGCUUUUAGCUGCCAUGAUCAGGGGCAACAGGGCAAACUGCGCCCAAUUUGCUCAAUCAUAUCGUCUUGAUUGGUUGGUCAAUAGGCUUGAGAGUCAGCAGUCCUCCACAGGUGUGCUGGAUGUCCUGCACUGUGUGUUGAUUGACAGCCCUGAAGCCCUGAACAUGAUCAAAGAGAAGCAUAUCAUCACUAUCAUCUCCCUCAUUGACAAACAUGGGAGAGAUCCCAAGGUAUUAGAUGUCCUUCGCUCAUUGUGUGUGGGUAACGAUGUAGCUGUGAGGACCAAUCAGAAUCUUAUAUGUGAUAAUUUGUUGCCUGGAAAAGAUUUACUACUGCAAACAAAACUAGUGGACUAUGUUAUAAGUUUACAUCCCAACCUGUACGCUGGCAUAAAGCAAGGCUCAGCUAUGUACAAAAAGUGGUACUUUGAAGUGAUGGUGAUCCAGUACCAAGCAACCACUCACCUGCCCCCAAUGCUAAGGGUUGGCUGGGCCAACACUAUUGGGUUUGUGCCUUACCCUGGAGGAGGGGAACACUGGGGUGCUAAUGGCUGUGGGGAUUCCCUGUACUCAUAUGGUUUUGAUGGAGCUAAUCUGUGGACAGGAGGAAAGCCAAAACAAGUUAGAAUCACCAAUGUGCCACUCCAAAAAGGUGAUAUUAUUGGAUGCUCAAUGGAUCUGACUGUUCCACAAAUCCUAUUUUCCAUCAAUGGUGUGAAAAUCGCUGGUUACUUUAAAGAUUUCAACACCGAUGGGAUGUUUUUUCCUGUCAUUAGUCUUUCUGCUGGAGUCAGUUGCCGGUUCAUAUUUGGAGGAGACCAUGGACGUUUGAAGUUUGGUCCUCCAGAGGAACAUGCCCCAAUCAUUGAAUCCCUUCCUCCCAAAGACAGACUGAAGAUUGACCCCUGCUUCUACUUUGGUGAACUUAGCAAGAACCUGAUCAGUGGUCCCACAGAGAUGUGUGAAUAUCAGCCAUUUGUGCCUAACCCUGUCAGCACUGCACAUAUUCAAUUGCCAACUUACAUUGAAAAUGUGAGAGACAAGCUGGCAGAAAACCUUCAUGAGAUGUGGACUAUGAACAAAAUUGACCAAGGGUGGUCUUUUGGAGAGAAUCGUGACCCUGAUAGGAAAAUCAAUCCAUCCAUUAAUUCAUUUGAAAAGUUGCCCAUGUCUGAGAAGAAGUAUAUCAUUACAGUUGCAUUUGAAACUCUAAGGACACUUCUUGCCUUGGGAUACCAUGUGGCCAUGAUCCCACAAGAGACACCCAAUAACAGACUGAAAAUGCUCAAAUUAGGAAACAACUAUCUGCAGACCAAUGGGUACAAGCCUAAUCCACUUGACUUGUCUGGGAUUACCCUCAAUGAGAAGAUGCAGGAGCUUGUUGAUCUUUUGGCUGAGAACACUCAUAAUGUUUGGGCUAAAGAUAGAAUCAAGCACGGCUGGACCUAUGGUCUACAUGAGGACCCAGUCAAUAAAAGAACCCCACAUCUUGUACCUUACAACAAAGUAGAUGAGCACAUAAAGAAAGCAAACAGAGACACAUCAACAGAUGCUGUACGAACUCUUCUAGCUUAUGGCUAUGCUAUUGAAGCCCCUACAAGUGAAACAGGGGAGAGCAGUGCUGCUGUUGUGGCUACUGAAAGUACAGAAAAAACUACAAAGACAAGAACAUACAGAACAGAGAAGACAUAUGCUGUUACCAGUGGAAAAUGGUACUAUGAGUUUGAAGUGAUAACAACAGGCUACAUGAAAGUAGGCUGGGCACUUGUUACUGCUGACCCAUCAUCUGAGCUUGGAACUGAUGGAACAUCCUAUGCUUUUGAUGGAUACUUGGCAAGGAAGUGGUACAUGGGAGCUGAGUCUUAUGGUAAAAUAUGGAACUCAGGAGAUGUUGUAGGGUGUCUGCUAGAUCUUCAUGAUGCCACAAUAUCCUUUUCUCUAAAUGGAGAGCUAAUGAUGGACGCAAUGGGUCAGGAAAUCGCUUUCAGAAAUGUUAAAAGUGAAAAUAACAUUGGCUAUGUUCCAGCAUUUACACUUGGCCCUCACCAGCAAGCCAAACUUAACUUUGGUCAGGACAUCAAUCAGCUGAAGUUUUUCACAAACUGUGGUCUACAAGAAGGCUAUGAGCCAUUUUGUGUGAAUAUGAUGAGGCCGCUGACCUUGUGGUAUGCCAAGUGUGAUCCAGUGUUUGAAACCAUCAACUCAUCCGACCCAGGUCUGCUUGUGUCCAGGAUCUCUGGAGGUCCUAAUGUUAGCCCAUGCCUCAAAGUGUCAUCAAAAACAUUUGGUACCUUAGAAAAGGUACAUUUAGAAUACCUGCGUCUCAGUUUACCUGUCACCUGUAAGGAAGAAUUUGUUUCAAACAGAGACAAGCAGUUAGCCCAGCAGGUCCUUGAAAAACGUCUCAAUCUGGAAAACAAUCGAAGACGUGGAACAGACCUCGACAUAGAGGAGGAGGUCGCUACAGGUACUGUCAGCGUUAAAACACACAGCAGCAGCAACAACAACCACCCUCACCAGCCUAAGGUUAACGGCAAAGUGAGCGCCAGCCAAAAGAACAAUGGCAGCAAUAGCAGUAACAGCAUCACCAGCAGCAUCGUGACCAAUGGCAGCAGCAUGUGCGGCCCCAACAGUAGCCAGAACUCACUCUCAGACAAGGCUGGCGGACAUGCACGCUUUACUGACACUGCUAGAAGGAAAGGAGACAUUAAUGGUAUGGUAGAGCAUGACUCUGGCUUUUCUUUUACUAAUCAUGUAGAAAACAGGAUUGAGGAAGCCAUCCCUGAAGCAAAUGAGGAGGAUUACAGUAUCAAUGAGAUGAUGAAUGGUGGGCCAGAUCUAACUCUCAGGAAAACCCUUCAUCACAACUACACAGAAGAUGAUGCCUUGAGCACAGCUGAACGCAGAAAAUCUUACCUGAAAGGAAUGAAGUCAGGGAAAGGCCAGUCAUUAGAUGACUCCAGCAUUGGGGAACAUUCUCAGGGCAUGAAGCCGGCUGCCAGUGAAUCGCAGCUCAACGACAGCUUAGACUCUUUCCUUAACCCCCCUAAAGAAAAACCCCGCACUGGGUCAAAACUUUCUCUCCUUGCAGAUAAAGUCCUAGAUACCGCCAAGCUGAUGACAGACAAGAACCAGCAGGCCCAGAGCAAGAAGCAGGGCAAGUCCACAUUCACAUCCCUCUUCAAAAAGUCCAAGUCGCGUGACCCCUCCCCCAACAACAUGGGCAGGGCCAGGAGCACAGAAUACUCCAGCCUAGACAAGAAGAAUGUCUCAGCCAGAACAGGCCACCUGGAUAAGAAGAAGACCCCUGGCAAGGGUCAGCAGCAGCGAGUCACAGAUUCAGAGUAUGAUGAGAACGCAGACAAAGAUCUUAUCCCGUAUGAGUUUCAGGAUGAGCUGGCAUCUCGGCACCACAUAUACCGUAGUGAGGACUCUGACUUUGGCCAGUCAGAGGGAGAGCUGAGCGAGAUCAAUGCUUUAGCAGAACAGAUGGAUGAGUACUUCUAUGCUGUCAGGGUUUUCCCUGGUCAGGAUCCUGCACAUAUCUAUGUAGGGUGGGUGACCCCCAGCUUCCACCAUAAUGAGAACAGUUUUGAUAUCAAGAGUGUAAGACAUGUCAUUGUGUCUACACUGGACAGAGAUUACAAACCAAAACAAAGUGUCAGCCGUAAGAAUUGUUACAUAAUGUCAGCGGGUGACCUCCAGCAGAGGUAUGCUGACUCCAGUCAAGAGAUGGCCUCCAAACGCUCAUCACCUGGACUAGUUAUUGGCUGUUUUAUUGACACCUCAACAGGUGUUCUGAGCUUUACAGUCAAUGGCAAGGAGGUGGCUAACAAGUUCCAGGUGGAGCCAGGCACAAAGCUGUACCCAGCAGUUUUCUGUGAACCCACCAGUAAGGAAAUAUUCCAGUUUGAGCUUGGAAGCACCAGGACAUCGCUGCCUCUUUCUGCUGCUGUAUUCCGAGGUCCCAAGUCCUUGGUUCCAACUUGUCCUCCAAGACUUGAUAUCCAGUCACUGAGACCAGCCUUCUGGGCCAGGGUCCCCAAUGCAGUGCUGAAGGCCAGCACACUGAAGCUGUCAGACAUCAGAGGGUGGAGCAUGAUCUGUGAAGAGCCCAUGUCAAUGCUGGCUGUGUACAUCCCAGAUGAGGACAGAUGCUAUGAUGUUUUAGAGCUGAUUGAAAAAGAUGACUUACUCAAUUUCCAUGCUAAGACCCUGGACUUGUAUCAAGCUGUGUGUUCCCAUGGCAACCACAGAGUGGCCAAUGCUCUUGUCCAGCAUGUUGAUGAGAAGCAGCUCAUGUACUGCAUCAAGAGUGAAUAUUUGUCUGGUCCAUUGAGACAUGGAUUCCACAACCUGCUGAUAGCUAUGCACUUGGAAUCUCAUACCAGAGCCAGGUUAAUGACCCAGAAUGAAUUUAUUAUACCACUGACUCCACAAACCAAGUCUCUAAGUCUGUACAGGCCAACUAGCAAUGCAUCCGAGUCCUACAGCAUCAAGCACCAGAUCCCCAGCAUGGAAGGCAGUGUAUCAAUCAGACCCCAGCUGGCUAUCACAGAGAAGCAAAUACAAGACAGAAUCCAGAAAAAUGGAAGAGAUUCUACAGCGCCAUUUUUCUCUGUUGAAAAACUCAAGUCUUUCACCAUGUAUGCCCUGUCAACAGCUGUGGAGAAGGGGGCAGCACAUGUCAGGGAUCCCAUUGGAGGCAGCAACACCAAUCUAUUUGUGCCUCUUUUAAAAGUUUGUGACAAUCUCCUUGUCAUGGGGCUUUUAAAUGAUGAUGAUCUGAAUCACCUACUUUGUCUCAUUGACCCUUCAGUCUUUGAUGAGUCUAGUCAUAAAAAUCCUGCUUUAAAAGGUUUGCUGAAAAUGGAACUUGAAGAAGCAGUUAAACUAGAGGUUUGCAGAAUCCUACAGCACCUGUGUGAUCUCCAGCUGAGGCAUAGAGUGGAAUCCAUCAUUGCCUUCUCCGAUGAUUUUGUUGCUAAUUGCCAGAAUGACCAGUUGCGCAGGUACAAUGAGAUCAAGCAGACAGAUAUGCCUCCAGCUAUGGCAGCUAAAAAGACAAAAGAGUUCAGGUGCCCCCCUAAAGAACAGAUGAAAGCCCUUCUGACUUUUAAACUUGAAGAAGAUGACAAUAAUGAGAACUGCCCAUGUCGAGAUGAUAUCAGGGUUUCUUUGAAGAAGUUUCAUGAAGAAUUACUUCUGCAUUGUAAAAUGCCAUUGAUGAGUGAAGAUGACACCCCAGUCCAGGUUGAGGCUCCACCCACCCCUGCCAUCUCACAGAGAUUACUUGCUCUUGUCUGGAAAGCCAAAACUCCAGAUGUUUCUGCCAGCAUUGAGACAGCUAAAAUUCCAGACUCACUGCAGAAGCUGAUCACUACCACAAUGAUCUCCUGGGCUGAGGAAACUUUCAUCUCCAGCCAGGAUCUGGUGAGAGAGAUGUUCAGCCUGUUACACAGGCAGUACGAUGGCAUAGGAGAGCUGAUGUCAGGUCUGGAAAAAGCCUAUGUGAUAAGCUGCAAGAGUCGAGAAGACAUCAACCUUCUGCUCAAGUCACUGGGUAUCAUACGAUCUCUGCUGCAGGUUCAGGCUGGCCCUGAUGAGGAGGAGCUCAUGAAGCAGAGUCUCAAAGACCUGAUGGACAAUAAAGUGUUCUUCCAGCACCCUGACCUGAUGAGAGCCCUGUGUGUUCAUGAGACUGUUAUGCAGUUGAUGGUGAACACCCUCAACAAGGCUCAACAGCAGCAGCAGCAACAACAGCAGCAAGCAGCCGCUGUGGAGGCAGGAAACAGACAGCCCACCCAGUCCAACACCAUGGAGAGUCUUAGUGAGCAGAAUAAGGAUGCAGCAGCUGAAAUGGUUGUCAUGUGCUGUCGCUUCCUAUGUUAUUUCUGCCGUACAAGUCGCCAGAACCAGGCAGCCAUGUUUGAGCACCUUAGCUAUUUGCUGGACAACAGCAGCAUGUUGCUGGCUCGACCAUCUCUAAGGGGAUCGUGUCCCCUUGAUGUUGCCUACUCCUCUCUCAUGGACAACAAUGAACUUGCCCUGGCCUUGAGAGAAUCUCAUUUAGAGAAAAUAGCUGUCUAUCUUUCUAGAUGUGGUAUACAGGUGAAUGCAGAACUCCUAGAGAAAGGUUACCCAGAUAUUGGUUGGGACCCAGUGGAAGGUGAAAGGUUCUUGGACUUCUUUAGGUUCUGUGUUUGGAACAAUGGAGAAAAUGUGGAAGAAAAUGCCAAUCUGGUAGUGAGACUGUUGAUUCGUCGGCCAGAGUGUCUUGGCCCUGCGCUUCGUGGUGAAGGGGGUGGCUUGCUGAAGGCCAUGAAGGAUGGCAUCAGAAUGUCUGAGCAGAUAGCAGCAGCCAGGGACAACAGCUCUAGCAGCUUCCUCAUGGCCAUGAAUGAUGACGAUGACACUGGUGGAAAUUACCUCAUCAACAGCAAGUACAAGUUCCACACAUUACCUCCCCCUGAAGAUGAGGACUACAUUGACAUUGGUGCUGCCAUCUUGGAGUUCUACUCCAGCCUUGUGGACUUGUUAGGGAAAUGUGCCCCCGAUGCUGAAACUAUCAAAGCUGGUCGAAGUGACUCCCUUAGGGCUAGGGCUAUCUUGAGGAGUUUGGUUUCUAUGGAUGACUUGGAGGGAGUGUUAGGCUUACCUUUCAUUUUACCUGUGGGCAGAUCAGGUGGAGAUGAUGAAGAGGGUGGUGGAGGUCCAGGGGGUGAUGGAAUGCCACCAGGUCUGCUUCCAAGUCACAAGGCAUCCAUUGUGAUGUUUCUGGACAGGGUGUAUGGCAUUGAUGACCAGGCCACAUUUUACAGGCUGUUGGAUGAUGCUUUCCUGCCAGAUCUCAGAGCUGCUACUACACUGGACAUGGCUGCAGCUUCAGAAAGUGAUAUGGCUCUUGCACUAAAUCGCUACCUGUGCACCUCAGUUCUUCCCCUGCUGAUGAAACACAGCCACUACUUCAGGGAGUCAGAGCAUGCAUCAGUUCUGCUGGAAACUAUGCUACAGACCUGCUAUAGGCUGUCCAAGUGUAGAACACUUACUAAAGGCCAACAGGAAAUGACCUCAGACUUUCUGGUGGCUUUCACACAAGAACUCAGACUUCCACUGAUGACAAACCUCCUUAGGAAACUUACUGUGGAUGUCCCUGCCCUAUCUGAACAUGCUGUUGUUCCAUUAAGAGUCCUCACAUCACAUUAUGAGAGAAGUGGCAGCUAUUAUGCAUCUGGAGCAGGACGAGGCUCAGUGGCCAGUGAAGAAGAAAAGAGGCUCACCAUGAUGUUGUUCCAAGGCAUCUUUGAUUCAUUAGCAAAGAGGGCAUAUGACCCUGAGCUAUUCUCAAAAGCCUUACCAUGCUUGUCAGCUAUUGGCUGUGCUCUGUCACCUGACUAUGCUCUCAGUCAUCAUGAUGACAGUUGGCUGAGACAAACAUCUGUAGACCUAGAUGGGGCUUACAACCCCAAACCAGUGGACACUACCAGAGUGAACUUAAACCAGUCAUUGGAUUCAGCUGUAACUAAGUAUGCUGAGCACUUCCAUGACUGCUGGGCUGUGAAGAAGAUUGAGCAAGGCUGGCAAUUUGGCAACACAUAUGAUGAUGACAGAAAAAUACAUCCUCUUCUAAAGCCUUACCAUCUCCUAGAUGAUAGGUCAAAGGCCAGAUACAUGAACCCAGCGAGAGAAUCACUCAAGGCUAUGUUAGCCUGGGGCUGGACACUGGAACAAGACCAGACACGGUUCACCUCCAACAGGGAGAGCAUCAAGAGAAGGACCUCCAAAGCCAAUGUGUAUGAACAUGGUUACAGUCCCAGACCUUAUGACUUGAGAAACAUCACUCUGACAAGAGAGAUUCUUACAAUGGCUGAGAGGCUGUCAGAAAAUGCACAUGACUUGUGGGCAAAAAGGAAGAGAGAGGAACUUGAUUCUAUCGGGGGAGGUGUACACCCCCAACUUGUACCCUAUGACAUCCUGACUGACAAGGAGAAGAGAAAAGACAGAGAGCAGGCUCAGGAGCUGCUGAGAUUCUUGCAGUUUUUGGGCUUCAGAAUCACCAGUGGGGAUUUGGGUAUUGAUCCUCGGCGUGAAUCCCAUCCCAGAGGUGGUAGAGAGACAGACGCUGACAGCGGUGUUGGCGUGUCUGCCACAGAGAGGAGGUUUGCCUACAGCCUGCUGGAGAAACUGCUGGAGUACCUGGACAAAGCAUCUGUCAACAUGCAGAUGAGCAAGCCCUCCACCAGGUUCUCACGUAGACACAGCUACUCCACAGCCACAGAAGAUGUCAAAUUUUUUGGAAAGGUUGUGUUGCCAUUUGUUGAGCGCUACUUCCACGCCCACCAAGCCUAUUUUAUAGCAUCACCAAACUCACCCCAAGGAAACCACAGCAUGGCAUCUUUCAAGGAGAAAGAGAUGACUGCCAGUUUGUUCUGUAGACUGGCUCAAACUUUGAGAGCCAAAAUUACAGCAUUUGGCCAUGAUGUAAACAUAUCUGUGCGCUGCUUGAGGGUCAUGGUUCAAGCUGUUGAUUUUAAAUCAGUAGUAAAAAACAGCCCUGAAUUUGUUCGAUCUUCCCUUCUUCCAUUCUUUAACAAUGCUGCUGAUGAUCUGGCUCUAGUGAUGGACAACCUGAUCAAGGAGAGGUUCAGCCAUGUCAAGGGCACCAUUACACGUGGCGCCACCUCUCUUGACUAUGUGCACAUGGUUUUGCUCCCUGUUUUGUCAUCACUCUUUGACCACAUAGGACAUAACCAGUUUGGGGCAGAUAUGCUAGUUGGUGAUACCCAGCUUGCUUGCUACAGAAUAUUGAAUGCCUUAUACACACUGGGAACCAACAGUUCCACUUUUGCCCAGAGAGAAACAAUCCAGGCGGAACUGGCCAGACAUCGACCAGCCUUGGGUGAGUGUGUUGGCUCAUUUGCCAGCUGUUUUCCUGUAGCCUUCCUGGAACCUGAGAAAAACAAGUUCAACAAACACUCCAUCCUGUUUGGUCUUGAGGGCAAGAUCUCAGAGCACUCUUUAGAAGCUCAGGAGGUCAUGGAUCAGUUGAAAGAGAAUGUGCCAUCACUUGAGAAAAUUGUGACUGAAAUUGAGGGUUUGGCCCACUCAGGGGGGAAAUAUCAGGAGGCCCCACAUGUCAUUGAGGUUACCUUGCCUAUGGUGUGCAGCUACCUCCCUUACUGGUUGAAAUAUGGACCUGAUGGAACUCACACUGAAAGACCCAGAAAUUAUGUAACAGAUGUUACAGCUCAGCAAAUGAAUGCUGUGCUAGGUAAUGUGCUGAAACUGAUCCUUAGUAACAUUGGCACUGAGGACGCUCCAUGGAUGAACAGGAUUGCUACUCGGACACAGCCUAUCAUCUGUAACUCCACUCCUGAAAUGAUCAAAGACCAUUUUCUGCCCAUUGCUAAAAAGUUGAGAGAAAAUGCCAGUUUGGUGGAAGCAAUGGAGAAAAGAUUGGCUCAAGAAAAGAGGCAGGCCAUAGAAGGAAGUGAAGAUUAUGAACAAUAUGUACAAGAGAAAUUUGGUACAUUGGUGAGAGACAUCUAUGCCUUCUACCCUCUACUCAUCAAGUAUGUUGAUCAGCACCGCUCCCAUUGGCUGAAAAAUCCAACCCCUGAGGCAGAAGAGCUUUUCUCAUGUGUGGCUGAAAUCUUUUCAAUGUGGUCACACUCACUGUUUUUCAAACGAGAAGAACAGAACUUUGUUGCUCACAAUGAGAUAGACAACAUGGCCCUCAUCAUGCCCAGCCAGGCCAUCCGCCUGUCUGUACCAAAGAAAAUGUUGUCUGGCUCACAAGACCAAGUGCCCACCAAACGGGCUUCAGGAGGAAAACGUAGAGAGAAGAAACGCCUGGAGCCUCACAAUUCUCUGAAUGUUGCUUGCCUUAAGAGAUUGGUGCCCGUUGGCUUGAGCUACUUCAGUGGGAGGGAGCAAGAGCUGCUGCAGCAAGCCAAGCAGAAGCUUCUCCAGAAGGAUGCGGAGGGAGACAUCGAAGACUACCUCAUGAACAAUCUUGGUGCAGAUGAAGGGCCAAUUGAUGAGAAAGUACAGUGGCAAAAAGUCUUGUACCGUAAAAUUGGGGACACAAAAACAUCUGGCACUAUGCAACUGACUCAGGGGAAAAUUAUUGAAAGAAUCAUCAGUAUGGCUAAAGUAAUGCAUGGUUUACACAUGGUUGAGCAUCCUAACCAGUACUGCAAGGGUGCAUGGAAAAAGGUGAUAUCUUCACAGAGGAAGAGAGCAGUCAUGGCCUGCUUUAGGAUGAUUCCUUUACACGGAACACCAAGGCACAGGGCCAUCAAUCUUUUCUUGAAAGCCUACAAGCAGCUUUGGUUAGACACAGAGGAGACUGACAAGAAUGCUCUCAUUGUUGACCUCACUCAGUCACAUGCAGAAGAAGAAGGUGACAAAAAAGAAGAGGAAGAGGAAAAGAAACCUGACCCACUGAAUCAGUUGAUAACAACCUUGAGUAGAGGGGCCACAAAGGAACAGCAGCGAAGUAUCCCUGACGAUCCUCUGUACAUGGCAUAUGCUGAAAUCAUGAGCCAGAGUUGUAGUGGAGAAGAUGAGGAUGAUGAUGAUGAAGAGAAUGAUGAGGGUCCUGGUCCAUCUUUUGAGGAACAAGAAAUGGAGAAGCAGCAACUACUGUUUGAACAAUCACGUCUUUCAGAUCGUGGUGCAGCUGAGAUGGUGUUACAGUACAUCAGUGCCAGUAGAGGUGAACCUGGUCCAAUGGUUACCAAGACCAUUGAGCUUGGAAUCUCUCUGCUGAGGGGUGGUAACACAAUAGUACAGAAGAGAUUGCUUCAGUCAUUGAAAGACAAGAAAGAUGUUGGUUUCUUUACAUCUUUAUCUGGCCUGAUGCAGCAGUGCAGUGUCCUUGACCUUGAUGCAUUUGAGAGAACAAACAAAGCCAAAGGCCUUGGCAUGAGCACAGAGUCAGGUGCUGGUAACCUAGCUGAUGCUGAGGUCACCUGUAAAAUUUUCAGGUUCCUACAACUUCUCUGUGAGGGCCACAAUCUAGAAUUCCAAAAUUACUUGAGAACCCAAGCAGGCAAUACAACAACAGUAAAUAUCAUCAUCUGCACUGUGGACUAUUUGCUCAGAUUACAAGAGUCCAUCAUGGAUUUCUACUGGCAUUACUCAGGGAAGGAGAUAAUAGACAUUGCAGGAAAAGACAACUUUAGCAGGGCUAUAAUGGUUGCAGCACAGGUCUUCAACUCCCUCACUGAAUACAUUCAGGGCCCAUGUUCACAGAAUCAGUUAGCCCUGGCCCACAGUAGGUUGUGGGAUGCUGUUGGUGGGUUCCUAUAUAUCUUUGCCCACAUGCAAGACAAACUUUCCAAAGACCCAGAUCAGUUAGAACUUCUAAGAGAAUUCAUGAAACUCCAGAAAGAAAUGAUGAUCAUGUUGCUUUCUAUGUUAGAGGGUAAUGUCAUGAAUGGACCCAUUGGUAAACAGAUGGUGGAUACACUGGUAGAGUCUUCUACAAAUGUGGAGAUGUUAUUGAAGUUCUUCGACAUCUUCCUUAAGAUGAAGAAUCUAACUACAUCUGAAGCUUUCUUGGAGUUCGACACAAAUAAAGAUGGGUGGAUAUCACACAAAGAAUUCCGUAAGGCCAUGGAAUCACAAAAAAUUUACUCUGAGGAAGAAAUUGAGUACAUCAUGAUGUGUGUUGAUGCCAACCAUGAUGGGAAGGUGGACUUCACAGAGUUUACUGACCGCUUCCACAACCCAGCCAAGGAUAUUGGCUUCACCAUGGCUGUCCUCUUGACCAAUUUGUCUGAACACAUGCCUAAUGAGCCCAAGCUGGAGCGGCUCUUGAAUAAAGCUAAAAGUGUGCUUGACUACUUUGAGCCUUACCUUGGGCGCAUUGAGAUCCAGGGCAGUGCUAAUCGCAUUGAGAGAGUCUACUUUGAGAUUAAACAGUCACAUAUUGACCAGUGGGAGAAACCCCAGAUCAAGGAAUCUAAGAGGUCCUUCUUGCACAGUGUGGUUAAUGAAGGUGGAGACAAGGAAAAACUUGAGAGCUUUGUCAACUUUUGUGAGGACACAAUAUUUGAGAUGCAACAUGCCACAAGUAUCAGUGCAGAGGAACAGAGAAUAGCAGCAAUGAGAAGUGGUGCUGGCAACAUGGAAGGAGGAAGGAGACAACAGUCAGGACCAACAGGUGUAUUGGAACCUUUGGCCAUAACAUACAGGUUCCUGAAAGACACCUUGUUCACCAUACUGUCUUGUCUAACCUGGUCAAAUCUGAAACAUUCAUACCUUACAAUCAAGUCCAUGACCUACUGGCAGCUGUUUAUAGCCUUCUUCAAGAUGAACUUCAAGUUUGCCUGGUUUAUGGUCACCCUUGUCUUCCAUAUCUCAUGGACACUAGUGAAAUUUGUGAUUAACAUGAUGAUGGGGGAGAAGGACACAGAGACAAAACCACCCGAGGAAAAACAGCCUCCUACACCUAUGGCGCUGCAGUUAGGUCCUAUAGCAAUGUCAGGACCAGCCGGGAGGUCGGCUAUGAAUGGUGGGGCUGGUUUUCCACCGGAUGUGGAUGGUGCUAAUGCUGAGCUUUCUCAACCAUUAAUAGAUGAGGAUGGAACAGAAAGGCACAUGCCCCAGUCUAAAGAGCACAUGUCUAAUGGUACUGCUGGAACAACAUUUGAACCUGGAACAUCAAGCACCCAAACUGAGAGUCCUGAGACACUAACUGAAGACCAGCAAGCAAGUGCCCAGUCAACCACAACUGCUCCACCUCCCUAUAUGGCACCACAGAUGUCUAUACCUGAUGCCAGAAGGGCUAGUGAUAGUGCACCGAAGGAAUCAUCAAAAUCAGAAGAAGAGCCCACUGUUGAGACCCAUGAGUUUGAAUAUGGAAAAUACAUUUUGAGUUUGUUUGCUCGUAACUUUUACAACUUCAAGUACCUUGCACUACUUUUGGCUUUCUUUAUCAAUGUUCUGCUGUUGUUUUUCAAGGUGACCAAACUUCAUGAGGAAACAGCAGAAGCUGAUUCACCAGAUGAUGCUGAUGUCAUUGCCAACCUAACAGCAGCACUGACUGGAGGAGAAGAGGAGGAAGAUGAUAGCCUGAAUGAGUUGGUCAUCAUUGAGGAAGAGUUUUAUUAUUUGAAUCCAGUUAUCAGGAGCUUGGCUCUGCUUCAUUCACUGGCUGCCUUCUCAAUGCUGGUUGCCUAUUACUGCUUAAAGGUGCCAUUGGUCAUAUUCAAAAGAGAGAAAGAAAUAGCCAGGAAGUUGGAGUUUGAAGGACUGUAUAUUGUGGAGCAGCCAAGUGAUGAUGAUGUUAAAGCACAUUGGGACAAGCUGGUGCUGAGUACACAGUCCUUCCCUGAAAGUUACUGGGACAAAUUUGUCAAGAAGAAGGUCCGAAUUCGUUAUGCAGAGCAGUACGACUAUGAUGCUAUAAGCAGCUUGUUGGGCAUGGAUCAGGGAGAAACUGUUUCAUCCAUCGCUGAAAAAUCAAGAUUUGUUCCCUCAUUCUUGGCAAAUGUUGAUCUUCAAUAUCAGAUCUGGAAGUGGGGAGUAAUCAUUACUGAUAAUUCUUUCUUGUAUUUGCUGUGGUACUUUUUGUUCUCCAUCUUGGGCAACUUUAACUUCUUCUUCUUUGCUGCCCACCUUUUGGAUGUAGCCAUUGGGAUUAAAACUCUCCGUACCAUUUUGCAGUCUGUAACCCACAAUGGUAAACAGCUGGUCUUGACUGUAAUGUUGACGUGUGUGGUGGUGUAUAUCUACACUGUGGUGGCCUUCAACUUUUUCAGGAAAUUUUAUGUCAAAGAGGAAGAUGGAAAUGUAGACUACAAGUGUCAUGAUAUGGCCACUUGUUUUGUGUACCAUCUCCACACUGGUCUUAGAGCUGGUGGUGGCAUAGGUGAUGAAAUUGAGCCUGCUGAUGGUGAUCCCAAUGAAAUGUACAGAAUUGUGUUUGAUAUUACUUUUUUCUUCUUUGUCAUUGUCAUCCUGCUGGCCAUUAUUCAGGGUUUGAUUAUUGACGCCUUUGGAGAGCUUAGGGACCAGCUGGAGCAAGUAAAAGAAGAUAUGGAGUCCAAGUGCUUCAUUUGUGGCAUUGGUAAAGACUAUUUCGACAAAGUACCACAUGGAUUUGAGAUCCAUGUGAAGAAUGAGCAUAACUUUGCAAAUUACAUGUUUUUUAUUAUGCACUUGAUCAACAAGCCUGAUACAGAGUACACAGGUCAGGAAACUUAUGUAUAUGAGAUGUAUCAGCAGCGAAUCUGGGACUUCUUUCCUGUUGGUGAAUGCUUUCGUAAACAAUAUGAGGAUGAAGACUCAAGAUGAUUUCAAUGAAAGAUUUCUACAAAUGAUAUUUACACUACAUAGUUUAAGCAGUUUUUGCUAAACUUUUUCAGCUUCUGAUAUUUUAUUUUCAGUUUGGAUGUUUUCUUUUUGAAGUCACAUUUUAAUUUAUCAAUGAAAGUCAGAUCUGAGCUAAACUUUCAAAAUCAGGCUCAGCUUUAAAUGUAUAUAUCUGAUUAUUUAACUACUAAUAGUGCAAUAUUUAAUUAUAAUGCAAUUCUUUUUUUAUUUUUGCAUGCAGCUUGUAGUUUCUGCUCAAUAAAUUAUUUCUCCACAUAUUUAAGCUAUCUCUGAAAGCCAGCUUAGUGUUAUUUUAGCAUGAAGUAGGUUUUU
Physella acuta is the source of this 16167-nucleotide messenger RNA. RefSeq names its product ryanodine receptor. Lineage: Eukaryota; Metazoa; Mollusca; Gastropoda; Physidae. Gene Ontology annotation, molecular function: calcium ion binding; ryanodine-sensitive calcium-release channel activity; protein binding. Gene Ontology annotation, biological process: intracellular calcium ion homeostasis; release of sequestered calcium ion into cytosol by sarcoplasmic reticulum; striated muscle contraction. The record is from RefSeq and is a predicted model, not a curated record. Gene Ontology annotation, cellular component: Z disc; smooth endoplasmic reticulum; calcium channel complex.